Molecule: messenger RNA, 891 nt
Organism: Nannizzia gypsea CBS 118893
Lineage: Eukaryota; Fungi; Ascomycota; Eurotiomycetes; Onygenales; Arthrodermataceae
Product: YggS family pyridoxal phosphate enzyme
Exons: 1
Coding region: 1-891 (296 amino acids)
Cellular component (GO): intracellular anatomical structure
Molecular function (GO): pyridoxal phosphate binding
Source: RefSeq, a predicted model, not a curated record
AUGAGCAGAGCAGCCGAAGAAAAUAUGUCUGCCCCCACUCGCGCCUCUGUUCUGAUCGCAAACCUAUCGUCUGUCUCAAAACGCAUUGCAGCAGCAUCAAGCAGUCGGAAUCACAAUGAAACAAACACCAGCGCCAGUUCUGUUACUUCAGCCCCAAACAACGACAGCAAUAGCCCAGCAGCCUCGUCCGUCCGUCUUGUCGCAGUGUCGAAGCUAAAGCCGGCCUCUGAUAUCCUCGCGCUUCACUCCCCGCCUACAUCCCACCUACACUUCGGAGAAAACUAUAUGCAGGAACUUCUUGAGAAGUCCAAGGCGCUACCCCCAGAGAUCAGAUGGCACUUCAUCGGCGGACUGCAGUCAAAUAAAUGCGUUACACUUGCACGGGAGGUACGGGGGUUAUGGGCCGUUGAGAGCGUAGAUACAGAGAAAAAGGCCUCGUUGCUGGAUAAAGGCUGGGGUGAAAGAGCAGAAUUCAAGGAUAAGGAUAGCGAUGCCGACGAGCAUGCAAAUAGACCACUGCGCGUGUUUGUGCAGGUCAAUACGUCAGGAGAAGAGAAUAAAUCGGGCAUACAACCAGGCGAGCCUACUUUGGAACUGUGUCGGUAUAUCAGAGAGAAGUGCCCUCGGCUAAAGCUCCAGGGUCUAAUGACUAUUGGGGCCAUCGCACGGUCAAAGGCUACUACGCCGGAAAACGAGAAUGAAGACUUUGCUUGCCUACGAGAUACAAGGGAUAUGGUGGUAGAGAAGCUAUCGUUGAAAGGCGAGGACACGUUGGAAUUGAGCAUGGGCAUGAGUAACGAUUUCGAGGGUGCGAUUACGAUGGGCAGCAACCAGGUCAGAGUUGGAAGCACGAUAUUCGGGGCUCGUCCACCCAAGGGGGAGGCGAAGUAG